Macaca mulatta (Rhesus monkey) is the source of this 594-nucleotide messenger RNA. RefSeq names its product transmembrane protein 170B (gene TMEM170B). The record is from RefSeq and is marked provisional. Gene Ontology annotation, cellular component: plasma membrane. Lineage: Eukaryota; Metazoa; Chordata; Mammalia; Primates; Cercopithecidae. Gene Ontology annotation, biological process: negative regulation of canonical Wnt signaling pathway.
GGAAGAUGAAGGCGGAGGGGGGCGACCACUCCAUGAUCAACCUGUCGGUGCAGCAGGUCCUGAGCCUCUGGGCCCACGGGACGGUGCUGAGGAACCUCACGGAGAUGUGGUACUGGAUCUUCCUCUGGGCUCUCUUCUCUUCUCUGUUUGUCCAUGGUGCUGCAGGAGUGUUGAUGUUUGUGAUGCUGCAGAGGCAUAGGCAGGGAAGAGUCAUCUCUGUCAUUGCAGUCAGCAUUGGAUUUCUGGCUUCUGUAACUGGAGCGAUGAUUACCAGUGCAGCAGUAGCGGGCAUUUACAGAGUAGCUGGGAAGAACAUGGCCCCUUUGGAAGCGCUGGUAUGGGGCGUUGGACAGACUGUACUGACAUUAAUCAUCUCCUUUUCAAGGAUCCUCGCUACACUUUGAGGUUUCUGUGGGAAUGUCUUACUUCACAUAAGGAAACAGAUGUAUAGAUUCCCUGAAAACGGCGUUAACAAGUGGAAGUGAAAUUGUGCAAGAAUGUGGACUGAGCAGGUCAAAGCAUAAGGAAGACCUUGAGCUGUGUGGAAAGAUUGCCCUCUGGUGUUCAAGUGAUUGCACUACCGCACUGCACCUU